AUGUCUCUAUCCCCACCCUCAACUGGUAACUUUGAAAGUCGUGAAGCACUCAUUAAUCAUUGUGAUAGAGGCAGUCAUUACAUUAAUCGAUUGAAUCUUACUGAUGAAACUCACCAAAAAGCCACAAGCACAAGGCUAAUAGAUUGUCCUUUUGAGCUAUAUGGCAAGAAGAUGAAAGAUGGUCAAUGGCGUUUAGUAAUAAAAAACGAAAGGCAUAAUCACGAAGCAUCACAAGACAUCUCAGGCCAUCCAUCAAGUCACCGAUUAAAUGAAAAACACCAGCAAAGAGUUAGAGAAAUGUUUACGGCAGGUGUUCGCCCUCGUGAAAUAUUUUUUACUCUUUGCCAAGAUGACCCAGAUAAAUUGGCAAUCUUAAAAACUAUCUAUAAUGCUAGGGAUAAAAUUCGCCGUGAUAAUCUUCAGGGUCAUAUACCAAUUCAGGCUCUUCUUGAUGAGCUUGUAGAAGGAAAGUUUGAACAUAACUAUCAAUGUGAUCAAAAUGACAAUUUAACCCAUCUCUUUUUUGUACAUUCUAAAUCAAUCACACUUAUCAAAAUAUAUAACUUUGUUCUUUUAAUGGAUUGUACAUAUAAGACCAACAAGUUUAAGAUGCCAUUGCUUCACAUUGUUGGCAUAACAAGUUUUAAUACCACAUUCUCUUCCUGCUUUGUGUUCUUAAAAUCAGAACAAGAAGACGACUAUGUGUGGGCCCUUAAUCGUGUUGCUCACAUUUUCGGGAAUGUUCCAAAGCCUAAAGUUAUUGUAACAGAUCAUGAAUUAGCCUUAAUGCAUGCUAUACACACUGUGUUUUCUAAAUCUCAAAAUGUUUUAUGCGUUUGGCAUAUUGAAAAAAAUGUGCUAACUAGCUAUCAGCAAAGACCAUCUGAAAUCAAAGAUGUUUUACAACAGAGUACUCUAUCAGCUCACCAAAGAAGUGCAAUUAUAAGUAAGAUGCCAAACUUAUUCCAAGAAUCAACUACAGUCGUACAGAAUCCACAAGUAAGGCAAACAAGGGAACGUCCAGUUGGGGCGAGAAACCAUGCUCAAUCAUCUACUGAAAGGGACCCAUCUGCUUUUGAAUUGGUUGAAUCAGAAAGGAAAUGUAGAAUAUAUCAUGAAUCUAGGCACAAUAGUAGAACAUGCCCGAAUGCGGAAAGUACAAGUGAAGAUA
Messenger RNA from Racocetra persica, 1171 nucleotides. NCBI's taxonomy places the organism in Eukaryota, Fungi, Glomeromycota, Glomeromycetes, Diversisporales, Gigasporaceae. The record is from the annotation of a GenBank genome assembly.